AUGAAAUAUGCAGAGGACUUAAGAAGGGGGAACCUCACCAUGGUGACUGAAUUCAUUCUACUAGGAUUGUACAACCACCGUGAGCUGGAGGUGCCUCUGUUUUCCAUCUAUCUGUUAAUUUAUACCAUUACCCUGACGGGGAAAAUCCUCACCAUCCUCAUUACCAUGGACACAGCUCUUCACACCCCCAUGUAUUUCUUUCUCCAGGUCUUAUCCUUCCUGGAGAUCUGCUACACCUCAGUCACUGUCCCCAAGAUGCUGGUGAACUUCCUCUCAGAGGACAGGAGCAUUUCCUACAUGGGCUGUGUUGCCCAAAUUUACUUCCUUGGAAUCUCUGAGUGCUUUCUUCUGGCCGACAUGGCAUAUGACCACUAUGUGGCCAUAUGCAACCCAUUGAGGUACAGGCUCAUCAUGAAGAGGGUCUGCCUUUCCUUGACAGUUCUCUCAUGGUUCAGUGGUAAUGUGGUAUCCCUAGUGCAGACAGCCUGGGUUUUCAACUUGCCAUUUUGUGGGUACAAUCAGAUUAACUAUUUCUUCUGUGACAUUCCCCCAUUGAUUAAGCUUUCUUGCACUGACACCUCUUCAUAUGAAAUGCAGUUGUUUACAGCUACUGUACUGGUCAACUUCACUCUAUUUUUUCUCAUCCUUGUGUCCUACACCUUUAUUAUCUCCACCAUCUUAAAGAUGGUUUUGACUGAUGGAAGACACAAAGCUUUCUCCACCUGCUCCUCACUCCUCAUUGUGGUGACAUUGUACUAUGGGAGCAGUGGCCUGAUUUAUUUAAGACCCAAGUCCAUUAAUUCACUGGACAGCAACAAAGUUCUGGCUCUGAUGUAUACAACCAUCACCCCCUACUUGAACCCUAUAGUCUUCAGCCUGAGUAACAAUGAGGUGAAAGGGGCUGUGCAGAGAUUGUUAUGGGAUGGGCUGAAAAGAAAAAUAUUUUCUCAAAGAAAAUAA
Molecule: messenger RNA, 960 nt
Organism: Dermochelys coriacea (leatherback sea turtle)
Lineage: Eukaryota; Metazoa; Chordata; Testudines; Dermochelyidae
Product: olfactory receptor 10A7-like
Exons: 2
Coding region: 1-960 (319 amino acids)
Biological process (GO): G protein-coupled receptor signaling pathway
Cellular component (GO): membrane
Molecular function (GO): olfactory receptor activity; G protein-coupled receptor activity
Source: RefSeq, a predicted model, not a curated record